Messenger RNA from Trichomonas vaginalis G3, 705 nucleotides. Its product is annotated as protein of unknown function, DUF4106 family. Bases 1 to 705 code for a protein of 234 amino acids. The transcript has a single exon. The record is from RefSeq and is a predicted model, not a curated record. Lineage: Eukaryota; Parabasalia; Trichomonadida; Trichomonadidae.
AUGGCUGAUGGAAAUAUAACACCUGACGUUCUAGAACAUUUAUCUCAAAGAACUACACAGAACCAUAGAGAUGGUAUAUUUGGUGAAGAGUUUAGAAAGAAAGUUAGGGAGAGCGAAGGAAGAGAACCUAUUGUACAUGACCUUGCAAAUGAAAGUUUACAAAAUGUCAUAAAAACUUACUUUGCAGACAAUGAACUGAGAAGGGAUGAAUAUUUAAGAAAACAAAUGGACAGUACCAAAUAUGUAAAAAACAUGUUCCUUGACAAAAUAAAACCAACUACAGAAAUAAACGACGCAAGACUGAAAGAUUGGGUAAAAGCUUUCCCAUUCACAAAAGAUAUAGUUGGUAACAUGGAAAGAAAACCAGAAUGGCUACAAAAACAUAUAUUUGGAAACGAGCAUAUUCCAUAUGGACAGGCACUGUUUGAAGAGCUUGAACCGGAAACUCAGGAAAGAGUCAUGCAAACAAUACGCGAAGACUCAAAUACAGACUAUGACAAACUCUUUCUAGGAUAUAGGUUACCUGAGAUGGGCGACCAGAGCCAAAAGGCAAAAAGGACAUGGGAAAUUUGCAACAUACUAGAUGAACAUAAUGCAAAGAUGCAACAACUUCAAGCAGAGGGCAAUGAAGGAAAAAGAAGAGUUAAAAACUCAGUCAGGAAGAAAGUAAAGCUUGGUCCACGUGGGUUCUAUUAUGACAUAUAA